CCCGACUCGGCUGCAGGACGCUGAACUCCUGCAGCUCUGACAUGCUGUUGCUGGGAAACGGUUCCUCGGGGGGGGGCAACGGGACCACAGCGGGACCCGCGCAUGACCCCGGGUAUGACCCCGGGUAUGACCCCGGGCCAGAGGCCGUGGUGGUCCCCGUGGUGUUCGGGCUCAUCUUUGUUCUGGGGCUGCUGGGAAACUCUCUGGUGAUGCUGGUGAUCGGGAAGGUGAAGCCCGGGAUCGGUGGCGGGCGGCGCCGCCCCGGCAGCCCCACCAACGUGUUCGUGGUGAACCUGAGCGUGGCGGACCUGGGCUUCCUGCUGUUCUGCGUGCCGUUCCAGGCCACCGUGUACUCGCUGCCCCAGUGGGUGUUCGGCGGCUUGGUGUGCCGGGGCAGCCACUACGCGGCCUCGGUGAGCAUGCUGGUGAGCAUCUUCACGCUGGCCGCCAUGUCCGUGGACCGCUACGUGGCGGUGGUCCUGACCCCGGAGCCCCGGCGUUGCAGGCGGACCCGGCGGAGGGCUCUGGCCGGCGUGGCGGUGAUCUGGGUGGUGUCGGCAGCGGUCUCGGUGCCGGUGGCCCAGCACCAGGUCCUGCUGGGCUACCCCAACGGGACCAGCAGCUCCUUCUGCUGGGAGCACUGGGAGUCCAGAGCCGCCCGGCGCGGUUACAAGGUGGCAACGCUGUUGCUAGGAUACGUGUUGCCGCUGGUCCUCAUCUGCUGCUGCUACACCAGGGUUUUGGUUCAUCUUCAUAAAAAGAUGAAGAACAUAUCCAAGAAGUCUGAGCGCUCUAAAAGAAAGACGUCUCAAACGGUUCUGCUGGUGAUCGCAGCCUUCACCGUGUGCUGGACGCCGCACCACAUCAUCACCAUGUGGGCGGAGUUUGGCGCCUUCCCGCUGACGGACGCCUCCUUUGCUUUCCGCAUCCUGUCCCACUGCCUGGCGUAUGGGAACUCCUGCGUCAACCCCGUCCUCUACGCCUUCCUCUCGGAGAACUUCCGCAAGGCGAGCCGCCAGGUCUGCAGCCGCCGCUGCCUGUUCCCGCCGCGGCCACUGGGGGGCGACGCGGUCCUUUUCCGCAUGAAGAACCUCUCCAACACGCAAUCCACCACCAGAAUAUGAAGGCCUGAG
This is a messenger RNA of Etheostoma spectabile (orangethroat darter), 1133 nucleotides long. It is a transcript of the gene galr1b, whose product is annotated as galanin receptor 1b. Gene Ontology annotation, biological process: negative regulation of adenylate cyclase activity; G protein-coupled receptor signaling pathway; positive regulation of cytosolic calcium ion concentration. Gene Ontology annotation, molecular function: galanin receptor activity. The transcript is spliced from 4 exons. Gene Ontology annotation, cellular component: plasma membrane. The record is from RefSeq and is a predicted model, not a curated record. NCBI's taxonomy places the organism in Eukaryota, Metazoa, Chordata, Actinopteri, Perciformes, Percidae. The coding region runs from base 42 to 1124 and encodes 360 amino acids.